This is a messenger RNA of Amphiprion ocellaris (clown anemonefish), 4500 nucleotides long. Its product is annotated as NACHT, LRR and PYD domains-containing protein 12. The record is from RefSeq and is a predicted model, not a curated record. The transcript is spliced from 9 exons. Gene Ontology annotation, cellular component: cytoplasm. Lineage: Eukaryota; Metazoa; Chordata; Actinopteri; Pomacentridae. Bases 149 to 2821 code for a protein of 890 amino acids. Gene Ontology annotation, molecular function: protein binding.
CUGGUUUAAUAGGUUGACACCACAUACAGAGUAAGUGUACGUCUUGUACUAACCCAGGAGAUCCGUCUGCACUGUAAGACACUCCUUUACAAUCUUUGUCUUGCUCUGAUUUGUUUUCCAUCAACACUGCCUUGAAGCUGUUAACACAAUGGACAAAGCCACGGUGCUGACUCACAUCUUGAAGUCGAGGGGCGUGGAGAGUGUUCUUGGUGGACAGCUGCCUGCUAGUGUGAUAACCAACAAUAAAUACAUACACCCACUGGCCAGUGAAGACCAGGGGACACAUGAAAACUCGCUUCCCCUUGAGCGUGCCGUCUGCACAGCUCUGUCUGGUGAGAUCAAAGCAGUGACUCUCGUAGGUCCAGAGGGUUCCGGUAAAACAACUGCUUUGACAAAGCUUAUUGUGGACUGGGCAAACGGGGAACAGCUCCAAAACUUUUCUUAUGUUUUCCAUUUCCAGUUCAGGGACUUAAAUUCUCUUGAAGGUGCGCUUUCUUUGGAGGCUUUAAUCCAACAACAUCAUGUCCCUCCUGAGUCUGUGCCCUUGGUUCUCCAGAAACCUGAGAAUGUGUUGUUGGUUUUUGAUGACCUGAAUGAAUACAAACACAGCCUGGACCCCUCCGUUCAUACCCUCUGCUCCGACCCGAAACAGGCAGUCUCAGUGUCCUGUUUGGUGGCCAGUCUGCUUCACGGUUCACUGCUGAAAGGGGCUGCCUUUGUGGUGGCAACCAGGCCGACAGAACGCCUGAAGUUUCUGAGUAGUACCCAGGUUGAGGUGUUGGGGUUUCUGAAGCCACAAAGAGAAGCUUACUUUAACAGCUUCUUUACUGACCAUGCUGCGGCCAGCAAAGCACUAACACACAUGGAAAGGACUCUCGGCUUUUACGAUUUUUGUGCUGCUCCAAGAUUUUGUUGGACUGUUUGUUCCAUUUACAAGUCUCUGAUUGAUUCCGGAGCAAAACUUCCUGAAACUUUAACUCAGCUGUUUGUACAUAUCCUGGUGGACUUGCUUCGCAGGUUGUCGCUGAACGAGGCCUGUAGCAGAGAGCUGGUGUUGGCCCUCGGCAGGAUGGCUUCUCAUUGCUGCCUUGAGCAACACUCAAGCUGCAGCAAAGAGCAAAUGGAUUCCUUUGGUUUUCAGCAGUUCUUUACCUCAGUUGAUGCUUUCUUGCGAGUAGAUGGUGAGCUGGAGUCAGAUAAAUGUGUCUUCUCCUUCCACUCACAACUGAUGCAGGAGUUUGUCUUGGCUGUGUCUGUCUUUUUGGACAGGUCCACAUAUGAGGGUGUUGAGAAGAUGCUAGAAAGGCACAAAGACGGUGCAAACCUCAUAGAUUUCUUCUUGUCAGGGCUCUCAGAGCCAAUUCAGCGCAAACCACUGGAGAAGCUGUUGGGAGAGUUAAACUCUGACCAGAUCCAGAAUUUCAAAAGCUGGUUUAAAAGCAGCUCAGAGGCGGCAUUGAAGGGAUACAGUGAAGAGGAGCACUACAGAUGCUUCCAUCUGCUUCAUCAAACUCAAAAUGAGAGUUUGGUAAGAGAGAUCAUCACCCCCUCAACAGGAGCAGGCAUCAGCUACAGCAAGAUGAGCCUCCAGGACUGUGUAGCUCUGAAUUAUGUGGUCAUGUCCAUUGGCGAAAUGCAGAAAUUGAAUUUGUACAGUACAAAGAAUUUGACAGAGGAGAAGGCAGCAGCCCUAGCUCCAGCAAUGAGUCUUUCACACCUGAUAACGUUGUCACAAAGCUCCCUGAGUACUGGGGCUGUCCGUCAUUUGGCUUCAGCUCUCAGCAAAGGAGUCACCAGAGAGCUGGAUCUCUCUUACUCCUACCUUGGUGAUGAAAAUUUUAAACUUCUCUGUGCUGGACUCAGACACAGCAAACUGCACACAUUACAUCUUUCAGUCUGCAGCCUGAAAGAGGCAAGCUGUGAAGACCUGGGCUCUGUGCUGACCUCAGGCACGUCUCAGCUGUGCUUCAUAGACUUGGGGCAUAAUGAGAUCAGGAAUCAGGGUUUUGAAACACUGUGCAAAGCAUUGCAUAGUCCUCACUGCAAACUACAGGAGCUCCAGUUACAACACUGUGAGUUGACUGCACCAUCCAUGGAGUUCUUGUCAGCAGCCCUGUGUUCUGGUCAAUCGCAGUUGAGAAAAGUGGACCUGAUGCAAAACCAGAUUGGUGACAACAGUGUGGAGGCUUUGUGCAAAUCCUUGCAACAUUCGCUUUGUAAACUGCAGAGCUUCAAGCUGUACGAUUGUGAGCUGACAGGAGCUUGCUGUACUCAUUUGAAGGAGGCUUUAAUGUCAGAGCACUGCACUCUGUCAGAGCUGGAUCUAUCAGUGAAUGAGUUGGGCCAGGAGGGGGCACUGCUCCUCUGCCAAGCCCUGAGUCGACCGGGUUGUCCAAUAGAAAGCCUCGGUCUGACACGCUGUGAGUUAACUCUGCCGGUCUUCAAGGAACUGGGCUCCCUGCUGAAGAAUGGGACUUGUCGGAUUAAAUCCUUGCUUGUAGGUUUGAAUGACGUAGGAGACCAAGGAGUUAAACAUCUUUUGGAUGCUGUUGCACAUCCAAACUGCCGGUUGGAGGAACUGAAUCUGGAAAUGACUGAUUUGACGGACGCCUCCCUUGAAGACUUGUGUGCUGCUAUAAGAGCCAGUAAGACUCUGAAGGAGCUGGAGCUGAGAAACAACAUGCUGACUGAUGCUUCGGUCCCAGCUCUUGUCCAAGUCAUGCAGGAUAGCGACAACAUGCAAGAGAUGAACCUGAAGUAUAAUGAAAUCUCUGAAGACGUUUUUGACCUGAUGGAACAGUGCAGUAAAAUAAGAUACUGAAGAAGGCCCAUGAGUCCAUCCAUCUCACAGACUGCUGCAGGAUCCCAUACUGCAUUGAUGCAUUUUUCUGAUUAUUUGGUCUGUUUCCUGAAAAAUUGAAUCAUUUUGAUAGUUUGGUUGUUGAAGCCAAAAUGGUACCGAAGCACCUUCAGUGGGCCCAGUCUCUUGAAUAUAAAAACUGUUCCUUUUUUGGGGAUUUAUGUGAGAGUAAGAGAUGACUGUUUACUGAACCAGUUGAGCAAUUUGAUCAAUCUACAGUGAAAUUUCUUCUGCAGUCAAGCUCACCAUCUGCUACAUAAUAAAGAUCCGACAUAUUCAUCAGUGAAAUUAUAUUUUAUUGAGUAACCAUUUAGAUUUUAAAUAUUUUGAUAUUUGGUCUUAAAAGAUUACACGAGAAAAGGCAACAUAUUAAGUCAGGUAGAGGCAGUGAUUUGUUGUGCGGCAUUAAAAUUUACCACCAGUUUUUAAUAAGAAAACCUAUUGACUUGCAUAUACAUUAGCUUCAGUUGCUAACUUUAAGAACACCCACACACACUGACGCACAGACAGACCACACACAUUCUCUGUCUACUCCUGAAAGCAAACCACGAGUAAACGUCACACUGUAAACCUGACUCAAUCAGUAGGACAUUGCAAUGUCUGCAUGGAGUUCUCCUGUUUCCAAGUCCUCUCUCCACUCAAACAGCUUCGCAAAUCUCGCCUACUGAAAAAAAAAGUCUUUUCAGAAUGAAAGCCACACUGGAAGAAAGUUUCUCCUUUUGGUUAUCAGUGGUCAUGAGUUUCUCCAUUAAGGCCACUGCUGUGAUUGAAGUCCUUUGGUUUUAGGGUGCUUUUAUUGAAAUUGGAAUGAUUCUCCUCAUCUGAGCUGCUCUCUAUGUCACUGCGGUCAUCUUUGGACACCUGUAAUAGAAAACAAAUCACAAUGACAGUUUUAGUACCAUUAGAAUGACACAAGAGUUUUACAGUUACUAUUAAAACAAGACUAAAUAUCUACUCUCACACUAGCUGCUCUGUAAAUGUGUUGACAACUACAUCACUAACAUCCUGAUGUUAACCACGUGAUGUUCACGAUCUCAUUGUCGCAUGUUAUUGUGCCAACAUUUGCUAAUUAGUAUUAAACACAAUAUAUAGGUGAGGAUGAUAGGAAUGCCAUUCAUUUUACAGGUAUUUGGUCAGGGAAAGUCAUGAAGAAAUUGAGACUUUGCUAGAUAAUGAAGUAGAUGACAGGAUCACAAAGGUUUUCACAGUUCACCCUGAGUAUAGCAAACUAUAUAUGUAUACAAACUUUUACAGUGAUCCUUUCAAAGGAAAACUUCACUUAACCAUAAUUUUCCAGCUGCUGGUGACACCUCUUAAGAACUAAGGAGAUGAACAACGUCAGUAGGCUUCAUCCUCUAUGCAUCAAUAAUGGCAAUCCAUAUUAUAGUUGUUGAGCUUUGUUUUUAUUGAAAGCUUGUUUUUUUGGUAUUUUCAGAAGAGGUUGUGUUCAGAGUUUGGGAAUUAAAUCAGCUAUAAGAAGCACUACUCUUUAAUCUUCUUUUUUUCCUGACCAUAUUCUCUAUCAGCGAUUCUGACCCUCAGUUGAGGGAAUACGUUAUGUCUGCAAACCUGUUGAUCUGUACGUUCAUAAUGCUACUGAAUAAAGCUGUACGCUUACUGCAGCAAAAACUGUGUGCCUU